Molecule: messenger RNA, 26284 nt
Organism: Bombus pascuorum
Lineage: Eukaryota; Metazoa; Arthropoda; Insecta; Hymenoptera; Apidae
Gene: mamo
Product: zinc finger and BTB domain-containing protein 14-like
Exons: 3
Coding region: 1302-3419 (705 amino acids)
Biological process (GO): regulation of transcription by RNA polymerase II
Cellular component (GO): nucleus
Molecular function (GO): protein binding
Source: RefSeq, a predicted model, not a curated record
UCGCGCAUCUGCUCUCUGCCCUCCAUAAUAACAUCGUGUCGUAAACACGCGGCAUACACAUCGGCAAUCAGUGAAUGGAAUUUUAGGUUAGCUUGGCAGGUGGGUGUACGAGGAGGAGUGUUGGACGAGUCGUAAAACAGCAACUAUCGCUUGUGUUCGAGUAUUUCUUAUAAAGGAACAAACACGUUCAACGUUCAGAUUUCUCAAAUAGAAAUUUUUCAACAUUUUUUUUUAUAACGGUUCGUAAGGAUUUUUCACGCAACGUUUUCAUAGUUUGCAAGCACGUUUGCGCCGUAAUGCGUAGUUUGUAUAAUUGAGUUUGGAACGAAGUCGUUUUUGUACCUCACCAAGAGAUUGGUGCCUCGAGAAGGGUGUUUUAUGAUCGACCAUCGCGCGAAACUCACCAACGCUCGAGCUUGGUUCUCACAAGCACGAGCCUUAAAUAUCAACUUCUUUGCGUCCCUGGUACGAAACUUGCCAAGUACUGUUUGCAUCUUCGUUAAACGAUAUCCAAGGUGUUCUAAUUUAACGUUUACUUUAAACUAUUUUAAUUAAUCAAGUAUCAAAAAGUAGUUGACUAUGUGGAGCCUAGAAACUAACUCUACGUGAUUGCGUAAAAUUAUUGAUACUAUUCAGCUUAUUCAAAGUUUGGUUGAAUCGUAGGUGACUCGCAAUCAUUCGGGUUUAUUUAAUCGAAGGAUACCUCGUUUUAAUAGCGUUUAUCACGUACAACGUAGAAUAUAUAGGAAAUAAAAUAGCUUCAACUUAAAUCACCUGACUCGAACAAUUGCAUUCGCUUAACUCAGAAGUAUCAAUAUUGAAUUUAACGCGCUAAUACUACGCAAAAACAGAACACGUGGAUGUUGAUCGACUAACUAAUUAACCCGAACUGUACAAUUUAUCCCAAGCUUCGCCGAUCGUCCAGUUCCCUUUCCUUUUAACCGAGCGAUCGAAACCUCUCUCUGAUGAACACGCAGUUCCCAAUGCGAAUGAAAACACACGGGUUUCGCGCGAGCAACUAACCCCGGAAACUUCAACAACGAAGCAGUGAACAGCGCGGCCGACAAUGAGCACGCGAGCGACGCGUAAGUCGAGGGAAAGAAAAAAAAAAAAAAUAUGAAAGAAACACGCAUAAAAAAUAUGAAAAGAGAGAAAGAGUAGAAACGAGGGAUGAAAGAGAACAGGAAAAAAAGAAAGAGAGAAAGAAACGUUCAAGAUGAACGCAACAAGAGCCGAAGAGUUAACGCACGGACCGGUACAAAUGUUUCUUCUGCAGCAGGGUUGCGGGGUGCAGUUCAGACAUGGGAAGUGAGCAUUACUGCCUGAGGUGGAACAAUCAUCAGAGCAACUUGCUGGGUGUGUUCAGUCAACUGCUGGAGUCGGAGUCGCUGGUGGACGUGACACUGGCGUGCACGGAGGGACCUUCGAUACGUGCCCACAAGGUAGUCCUCUCCGCGUGCUCCAGCUAUUUCCAGGCCCUAUUCCUCGACCACCCGAACCGCCACCCCAUAGUCAUCCUAAAGGACGUACGUUUCGCCGAGCUACGUACCCUCGUCGACUUCAUGUACAAGGGCGAAGUAAACGUCGAGUACUGCCAGCUAUCGGCCCUCCUAAAGACAGCGGAGAGCCUUAAGGUGAAGGGUCUAGCGGAUAUGACGAACAUCAACGCGGCGGUAGCGUCGAGGGACGAGCAACAACAGCAGCAGCAGCAGCAACAACAACAGCAACAACAGCAGCAGCAACCGCAGCAACAACAGCAGCAACAACAACAACACACGAGCACAUCCGAGGGUAUACAACGCGAGACAUCGCGAGAACAUCACCGUGAACGUGAAAGUAUAAAGGAAGCGAGCAAUAAGGAGAGAGACAGGGAAGGAAAUACAUCCGGUGGCACGGGUUUACCAUCGGCAGCAGUGAAAGAAUGCGAGCAACCCCAACAGAACGUAGCCCAACCACCCACCAGCGAGUCGACCGAGGCGGUAGACAUGACGGAUUGUCCGGCAUCGCCCACCGGACCCGGUAGCCCUUGUCCAGGACCUUUGGCCCUUGAUCGACCUAGGAGGGAUUCCGAAGAUGCCGCAAGUUUAGAAGAAACGAGGGGUUCCCUUAGUCCGAUCUCGGUGCACAGUGGACCGUCGGAUAUGAGUCUAAGUAACAAUACAGGAAGCACGCCUGGCGUGCUACCGUUGAACUUACCACAGAGCCGGCUUCCGUCCCCGCACAGUACAGAGCCUCUCGCGGGUCCGUCGGGGUUACCCCCGGUCCAACAAGUUCCACUUUCGUUAAAAAAAGAGAUGGACUGGGAAAGGUCGACCGAAGAGCGCAGUGCGAGCAGCGAAAUAUCCACGGAUUACAGACUCCCACCAGAUCCGGUGUCGCUGGCCCUCGGUUUGGAUGCAGGAGGUUGGGGAGCCCUGGUGGAACGCACGAGUGGCGGCGGCGGAAGCGGUUCCCUGCUAGGUCACGGCGGUUUCGCCGGUCUGGCGGGGUUGGCGCGUCGCUGCGGCGUCUGUCUGGCUACGUUUCCUUCCGCCUGGUUGCUGGAACGGCACGCGUUGCUUCAGCACGCCGGCCAGGCUAGCGACGACAAACCAUUCACCUGCGAGCAAUGCGGCCAACGCUACCGUUACCGAUCCGCUUACGUGAAACACCGGGAGCAAAACCAUCGGGCCCGCCUACCGGCCGAUAAACUUUUCACCUGCGACGUCUGCGGCAUGCAGUUCAGGUACCUAAAGUCCUUCAAGAAGCACCGACUGAACCAUGCGUUGGAACGAUUGCAACGAGCUCCGGAGCCUCAGAGCAGCGCGAUGACGGUGUCCGCGGCUGCGGAGAGGAGCGACCAGGUGUCCAGCACCGGGGAACCAUCGCAGGUGGAGACAGGCAGCGACACCACUACCAAUCCAGGUGAGGAAGAGACGCGGGGAACCUUCAAUGAAAAUGCUCGCGAAGAGAGCAUCUCUGAGACAGCCAGCGUGCAGGAGAAUCCUGGCGAGGCUGUCGAGGUUCAGAUGACCGAGGCUCCUACAGGAAACAGCAGAUCAGCCGGUGGUACCAGCGAGGUUGGCGACACGGACGACAACGCUGUGGACGACGAUCGUUCCGAACACACGGAUCCCGUGAUCAGCCUGGCUCGCAGCAGUCACGAGGUUGACAGGCGCGAACGUCGCUUCGCCUGCCCCUUUUGCGGUAAGUGCGUCCGUUCGAAGGAGAACCUGAAACUCCACGUACGUAAGCACACCGGCGAACGACCGUUCGUCUGUCUCUUCUGCGGACGCGCGUUCGGCGGAAAAAGCGACCUUACUAGGCAUCUUCGUAUCCAUACCGGAGAGAGGCCGUAUCACUGCGAAAUGUGCGGCAAAUGUUUCGCCAGGGCGGAUUAUUUGUCCAAGCAUCUCACCACCCAUAUACACCAACGCUAAACUGCGUGGAUUGUACGGACGUUCUUGUCACUUGCUGCGGCGUCUUCUAGUUCGGGUGUUUAAGGAUUCUGUGAUAGCGAAAAGGGUUGUUCCAGGUGGAUGAAUUUCGAUUGCGAGCGAAUCGACUCGUCGAAGUACGCAAUCGCCACAAAGAUUUGUCAAUGUUGCAAGUUUUUCUUUAGGUUGUAGCUAAUCGUGGCGAUUCUUGCUUUACGCGCACCGCUUCAGGGACCGACAGCGAAUCACUUGUAUACAACGAUCGUAAAAGAACGAAUUAUUUUACCGCGAUGCUUGCGUAUUGUGUAUCGUUAAACGCGUUUGUUACACCCCGUGGAACACCCUUUCCGUGUCAGAGAUACUCGAAGAAACGAGACAACGACGUAAGAAAAAUAAUGAAACUUCGUUCAUAUAGAAUUCGCCCAAUCAUCGAGUACAAGAUCGUAAGAAGGGGCGAGCAGACAGGUGAGAGAAUGUCAACGUACGCAAAGGUAGUUUUCGAAGGUUCGUCCACGCGAGAUGUCCGCUCUUCUCAGAGUCGAACGAGAGAAAUUCUGGCGUGAAACUUCGGAGGAUGCGGAAGAUCAGCAUAUUUUUAAGAUAACGUUAAACUACGCUUCGUAAACUUCGCGUCUUCGGAUCCAUUUUUCGAGGCUCGUUGAACUUGCGAUUUUUUUUUUUUCACGAGUUCUUUCCUCUCUCUGGUGCGUAAUCGAAGAAAAGGAAGAUUCGAGAAACGUCUAGAGCGCGAUAAGAAGAGGAGAACCAUGUAUCCAUCCAGCCAUUUGCCCAUCGAGACGAGUCAAUUACAGAAGAAGGGUGGAAAUGAAGAAAUCGUCGACGACGAUGGCUGUACAUGCGUGAUUGUAAUCUUAUCACGAACGUGUAAGAGAAUAGAAGAACGAAGAAGUGAAGGAAGAAAAACGAAAGUGGAAGAAGGUCGAAGAUUUCUACUUAACGUUAGUGAGACUAAUUUGUGAUAAAGGAUUCGAAACCAAAGAACGCGACGGACGUCGACGAUGACGGCUCGUUUUUGUUGUCUUCUUCGUCUUCGUGCACCACCGACGAGCGAUCUACUCGUUUACGUAAUAGCUGUCAGCGUAAUCGAUGCGAUUUUUAUACAGUGCACGCGAUAACGAUCAUUCUUCCGUAUGCCACGCAGUCGAGGACACGUCGCGACUCCUGGUUGGACGGGAAGUAUCUGCUGAAUGGAAAUCUAGUGGAAAAAUAUGUAACGUCUAGUAUAACGUUUAUGAUUGAUAUAUUGGCCCCGAUUCCGUGACAAUUUAAUAUGAAAAAUGUGACCCUUUUGAUCAAAUUUUUUUUAUGGAACUUUAUCGUAGAAUAGUUAAAGAAACCGAAUUCGAUGCAAGAUUUUCCUUAUAUUUACGAGUUAACGUUUGAAUCAUUAGAUUGAAUUUUCCAAGUUAAUUUAAUCCUUAACUAGUACUGUCAGAUGCUGCAAUACUUUGUGUGUUAUAAAUAUUGUCACAAUUUCACUCUCAAGUAAUACGUGACACUGAUAUCUUGAAAAUUGUCAAUCAGUUUGAAUUUUAUAGUUGUGUAUCCCGAAAGACGAAUCGAUUAAUUGCUCUUUUUCUAAAUUUCUCAAUCGUAUUACCCGAAUGUACGAUAAAUAUCCAAUUUCUUAAGGAAGCAACACACGCAUCUGUGAAUAUUUCUAAUUUAUGAGGUUGAUCGUUGUGGCUUCCGAGCGACUCAAUUAUAACUUACAAGCGAAGGUUUAAAUUUUUUAUUGAGUCUAGAACUUCGGUAGAGAGUUAACAUGCUUCUAUUUCACCGUAACUAGUUAAGGGUAACUUGUUUUACUCGCAUCCUUACAGUUUCGUUCUUGUUAUUCCAUUAAUCUAAAGAAACAGCAGAAAUGCUGGUAUAAUGAUGCAGAAGAGUGGUAUCUUUGGACCGGAUUGAUAUUUAUCUUUAUUGGAGCAAAAUUUUAACUAGUCUUCGAUCGAUCUUACUGUGUCUUUUGCAUUAUUUCCAACUCGAUCGCGUUUCUCUAUUGUUCGAAAAUUCCCUAAAUUCCAAGAAAAUCUGUGAAGGAAUCGUUAUUAAAAAAUUUCGAGGAGCAUAUACGAGGAUUGAUCGAACUCCUCUCGAUUUGAUCCUUUUCUUUCAAUCUGAAAUUCUAUUAUUUGAAUAGAGAAUCAUGAAUCGUGGCGAGAAGAUAAUCAAACGAAUGAAAUAAAUGUAAAUUUCUUAUUUAGAAAUAUGCAAUGAUCGAUACAAAAGACACGGUUUAUAGAAUUUUAGGUGGUAGUUUAAUAGGGAUUGGACAAACUACUUGAUUGUUUGACUGCAAGUAUCGCGAAAUAUUGAAUUUCAAGAAUUAAUUAACAAAAGGUGCGCUAGAAACAUAAUCCACGUUAUACGUGUAGCUCGAGAUUAUUCGUUACAAGUGGAGGAUUCUCGCAGCAGCAUCUCACGAGAAACAAUCAUGUUUGCUAUUCUUCCUCUGAAAUUAAUUAGCCACUCUGGUCUACAGCCCAGACUGCGAAUAUCACGAGUAGUUUCCUCCUUCACAAUUUCACCUGAAAUAGCGUGUGCUUGCGUCUUUAUUCUUUGCGUUUUCUAUCCUUAAAACAAAUAAUAAAGACACGUCACACGUGGAAGGAGGAACGAGAGUGCUUAAACAAACACCGUGAUAUUUAGCAGUCGAUUAAUUACGAGAAAAAUAAUUCAAUUUACGAUAUAAUUAUUUUCUUAAUUUGUCCUCGAACUUGUUUCAUUAAUCAAACGAGAUAUUCUAUUGGCCGAGAUUAGCUUAGCUUAAGUACCAUUACGAGCUACCAAAUUUAAAAAAUAGUCAUUUAAAAAAUAAAAACCUUCGCUUCUCAAAUAUUUCGAAGAAUAUCUUUCUAUAUAAUCAAUUGGUCCAGCUCAACGAAAUACUAAAUUUAACAAAUAAUCAUGUAAAAAGUAAUUACGUUGAAACUGCCACCUUUCGAUCUAACAACAUCGAACAUUCGAUGCUCAAGGAUUUAAAAUAUUUUACAGAAUACGAAAAGAAGAAUAAAUUAAAACAACAAUCGUUUAAACGAUAAAUUACAUUGACACGAUCGACACGACGAUUCGGAAUAUUCCAAAGAAUACCAUUCUCUAUAAUCAAUCGAUCUAUUGAACUAUCGUAUGUACCUAUAAUACAGAGAUGAAAAGAUGGCAAAAGGAAUAGGGAUGUGAUGGACCGAACGUGUCACAUAUGCAAAUAAGACAGCGUAGCAACGCGUAACGACGAGCGACAGGGAGCAAUACUUACUUCCUUUGCACCAAUGGUAUCCUGCUAGUCAUUUUUCUAGCUCUGUGCUACGGUAUCUAUGUAACUUCUACGAUCAAUCGAUCGUAACUCUUGUCGCCGGUGGUCAAAAGACGUUGCAUACGAUUCAAAGAAACGGUAGACUUCAGGUCCAAAGGACGCAGCGACGCGUUCGACGUUAGCAUGGAUGCGAAGGAUAGGCGCGAAUCAUGCCAGGCCCUUCUCGGAAGCGUUGCCGGUGCCUUGGAAAGCCAGCCGUGUAUCCUUUUUAAACCUAGCGAUCUAGCAAUAAAGCGUGUGUUUUCCGUUCUAGCCGUCACGCAAGUAGAAAAAAAAACCGACCAGGACACCAUGUAUUAUCACACGGUCUCCGCGGUUCUUCCAAAAACCUCUUCUUAGCCAAUUGUGUCCAUUUUGCUGUUUACGUGUAUAUAUAUAUGUAUGUCCCUGAUACGUGUACGCAUAUAUAUACAUACACAUGCAUAUACAUACAUAUACACAUCGAUGAAACGAUAGAUCGUCCAGAAUCCACAUAUGCGCGAGCGCAGAAACGAGAGUGCCGGCUCAUUCUCUUGGGACCUGGUCUCGCAAGCGAGUUCACAUCGUCGUUCCACUCGUUUCCGUAAUUCCGAGGGUUCCGAGCAUACAACGUAUGUAUAUAUAUAUGUGUAUGUGUGUGUAUACAUAUAUACAUAUAUAUAUGUAGUAUAUACAUACAUACAUAUACAAACAACGCUACCCGAAUCCUCGAGGUCGCCGAAAAUACAUUUACACUUGUUAGUCGUUCGUAUAGCGUUCGCUCAUCUCCCAUCGGACGCUGGAUCGCUGUCGAUCGCGAGAUCGACCAACAACUUCCGUCCGGUUCCCUGACCGGGGUUUUGCGAUCGAAUUUGAACCUCUCGUCGCGUCUUAACUAUUCACAAGGCUACGAUAACUAUUCGCCUGGUGAACAGGCUACAGAGAGAGAAAGAGAGAGAGAGUGAGAGAGAGAGAGGGAGAGGGAUCGAGACAACGAGAGAGGGAGAGAGAAAUAGAGAGAGAGAGAGAGAGAGAGAGAUGGAUCCGUGGAUAGAAACGUCGACGAUGGACGCGUCCACCGGUGGGAACGAAGAUCGAUCACUUGGACGGAUGGUAAAUUAUUCGGCGCGUUAUUCCGUCUUCUAAAAUAGACAUUAAAUUAAGGAUAAGUAAUGAGAUCUACAGCGAUCGUUGUUGCAAACGUGCCGUCCCAGUGCCAAUGUCUCGUUUACUUUUCGUGAAAGUUACCGCAUAGCUUGCGUCGAUCUUUCGCCGUCUUGGUGAUCGAGAUCUGCUUUGGAGUAGCUGCGUGAUAUAGGAACGACGAGAGAAAUUUUUGGUUCGAUCGUGGGCGAUUUGAGUUGUUUUUAACGACGCGGGGUACUGCGACUGUUACUUGUCCCCGGGAGAACGUGGGAUAUGAUAUAGCUGUGAAGGAUGCGUAAACAGAAGGUUCUUCUAUAUUUUAUUCUUGUACACAACUUGCCUCGUUUUAGCGAACGCUGUGAUUUCGUGAUCGUUGCUCAAACCUGAAACCGAGAGCGGAAAUGCUGGGAAACUGAUAGCUCUUUGCGUUCCAUCCUAGCGAAUUUAAUAGAGUUUGUCCUUUGUGAUUUUUCUUUAGUCGGAGGUAUUACAUAUUCAUGCAACAAUUAUUUCUGAGUUACAACGAAAGUAUAGUUUACACCGCGUAUUUUCGAAUAUUAACUAACUCUUAACUCUUAGACGCUUUUUUCUCUGUAAAUAAUUAAGAAAAUAUUAAUAUCCUUGACUCUUCGCAAAGAUUAUCUUAUGAAAAUGCUUCUGACUUUACAGCAUAUAAAAAUGUAACUCUACAUGCAGAUAGAUAAAGAAAGUAUAACGUCGUAAAGAAUAACUUUGUAAUUCAGAAGUAAUCGAAUCGUAGUAGUAUCAAUAUUCUUUUUCGAUAUCGAAUUUAUUCGUCACUACGUGUUACCCGAAUUAACGAAUUAUUUGAACCAAGAAACCAAGGAACGUUAACCGAUAUUUUCUCUGUCGAUCAUUCGAAUUUCGCCAAGUCGAACGCAAAGAGCAAAAUGCCCAGAUCGACCGCGGUUUCGUACCAAGUUCAAGUCGAUCUUUCACCCGCAUGGAUCCCACGUCACGGCGCACUUCGCUUCUGUAAUUUCCGGGGACACGCGAUUACGUCGCGCGUCUUCGCAUCCGCGAAAAUGGGUAAAGAAUGCGGCAUCGGUUAACCAAAGAAAGUCUCGCGAGUCCGACCACGAGGAACGACAUUAAGAGAGAAAAAUGCUGAAGUAAACCAGGCUCGAUUCUUGCGAGGCCAGUUUGCCCAAAUUCCGUCAGAAUUAACGUUUAGUCAUUUAGCUAGUAAUUUACGACGUACUUGCUGCUGUGUGUAUCGCGCAUUCGUGAAACGAAGUCGAAUAACGAAGGUGCUAUCUAAGAGAAUAGAACGAUCGUGGCCCGGUAGCCAGGAACGACGAAGACAAAAUGACCGCUCGCGGGAAGAAGGUGCCAAAGAAAAAGACUAUAAUAACGAAUACUUACCUAUUACACGAAAGAGGCUCGUGUGUUAGACGAGGAACAGAGUCGACCUAUAAUAGAAAUAAUGGGGAAAAAAAGAAAGAAAUUUCGAGCCUCGCAUUUCCCUGCGAGCGGGCUGGUCCGGCGCCGCGAUGACUCGGUUUAGUCGAUAAAUUACGUAUAUUAUAUUAUAUAUAUAUAGUCGAGUCGAUUAAAGGUGUAAGUUUUACAACGCGAAGCGAAUAAUCAUCGUCCCAUGAUGGACGAAUGAACGAAGGAAGGCGAACGUAUUAGGUUGACUUGAAAAAGUGAACCGAAAGGGAGAAACUAUUAAAGAAGAGAAAAUAAACGAAAGAAGCGGAUAUAAGCGAAUAGAGAACAUGUCCAACGAAUGUCAACGAGUUUCAAACAAGCAAACAAAUAAACAGAAUUAAAGGAAACGAAGAAAAAUAAGAACAUUUGCGCGCGUAGGGAGAACAAGGAAAAAUAGAGGAAAUUAAAAUGAAGCUAAAAGAAAAAGUAGUGGAGGAAAAUGAUAAACUAAGAAAAAAGAAAAAAAUAAAACGAACGAAGAAAAAGGAGGAUGAAGAGGCGCGAAUAUAGAAGAUACAAACACGGCGAGACUUUUAAUUUACGCUGGUUUGUCCAUCUCGUGCGGUCUCUCGAAAAGAAGAAAAAAGAAAAAAAAAACGCGCCGGUCGACAGGACCGCGUAUCGUGUCCGUCUCUCGCGCGUGAUUAACGAUCCAAGGAUUAAGGAAAAUAGUUCCAUGACGCCUGAUGCCUCUGUUAGCUUUUAUACAGGCAGCCACGUCCGCCCGCUGCCGCUCCAUUUCCACUGCACGCCAGAUUUACUGCGUUAUGGACGGCCGAGGGAAGCUGCAAAUCGUUCUGUCACUGAAAGACCGACUGUGCUUGACGUUUCCUGCUCCGCCGUGGUACGACCGACCGUGCUUCGAGGAUCGUUCUCUGUACGGCAGAAACUACCCCUUGCAAUUCGCGAUCGCGAUCCUUACGUCAUCCGAUUACCUUCCUUCUUUUAACAUAUUUUUAAUAGAUUCUGAGGGUUUAUGAAUUUGCGAGUUUACGAGUUUGCCGAAUAUUUGAUAGAUUAGGUGAUCGUGUAAUAGAGCUCAUAGUGACCUAUUUAACUCUGGUCUGAUCUUAACUCAAAUCAUUGGUCGUAGGUUAUUACCGUAACAGAGUUUGAGGAUAAUUUUAGGGUAUUUAAUUUUAACACUGUGUCGGCUAUCAGUGCGUAUCGAUAAGAUUUCACUGAGAUUGAAGUUCGUGUAUUCUUCAAAUAUUUCGAGAAUUCGUGAUCAUUUUAACGCCAGUUCCUUCGUUUACUUCUUAAGCUACACCGUUUGUGAUGAAAACGAUAUUGUUUAAUCUGUGAUACCGGUAUCUUGAAUAAGAAAGUAUUUUCUUGAAUUUCGAUAGAUUCCGUAGAUCUUCGAUUCGAAUAUCGAACGAUGGUUGUAAGGAUAUUAGGAAGAGAAACGAGUGAUUUUGAAAAAUUACUUGUGCAACGAAAGCUAUCUAUAGGUAUAUUCUUUAAACUGUGAUAUCGAUACCUUUAAAUGAUAAAAGAAAUAUUUAUUUAGCGUACUAGUGUCGUUCAGUCUGGAAUGACUAACGAAUAUUUAGAUCAGUUUAGUCUGUAUAGCUUGAAAAAUGAGUUUCAUAUCUGAUAGCGUUAUUUUAUCUUCGUUACCUCCUUUAUUUCCAUCCGUCCUUUUAAACGGUGUGGGAAUGAAUGUGUUAGAGUUAUAUGAUUACAAAAAUCGAAACACAAAACGGUGUUAUAUUAGCAAAUAUUUUUAACAGAUACUUGUGCAAAUAUUUAGACAGCUAGAAUUUGGUAUGGAAAUAUAUAUAGUAAUAAUAACUGGAAAUAAAUGAAACGUGUUAAGGAAACAGCUCGAAAAUUGUCCGAUAAAACGAACACCCCGAUCGCGUGUUUCAUUUUUGUCGAGAUAGAACAUUAUGAAACGAAUAGGAGUAUUUUUAUUGAAUAAUUAUUAUCGGAUUUAUUGUUAAAUUUACAGUGUGCGGAUUGUUAUGCAUUUAUGGGAAGAUUUAAAAACGAAAGAGUGAAGAUACACGGAAUGCAAAUAAUAUAAAAAAUUGUCAAAAUAUGACGCUUUAAGUUCUAUUCAAUUUAAGUUAAAUGUAUUUGUAAAAAUACGAAUUUGCAUAAAAAUCCGCAGUCUUCUGAUUUAUAUUCAAAAUUGCUCGAUACGAAUUUCUGACAAACUUGGUAUUACAACAGUGCCAAAUAUUGCAAUGAAAUGGAACGUUAGAUAUUAAACGAAUAGUAAUUAUGCUAUUCAAUCAUGCAUACGUAAAAUGAUAAGAAAUUGCAUUUAUCAUCUUAGUUAAAAGCUUAACAUGAACACCAUUAUGCAUUAGAUAGCGUGUUCAGAAAACUUAUCAACGAAUGCAGAAGAGAUCUAUGUCUUUAUCUUUACAUUAGUCAUGUUCAUUUUCUCUUAUUAAUUUCACUAACUAAAUUACUCUUUCUAUUCUUGCAUACAGAUUGGUCUUAGAAUCACAAGUACUUUACGUUAUUAAUUUCGAGAAAAUUUUGUUCGCGAAUAUAUUUUAACAAUCAACGUGUAAUAAUCGAACCUAUUUUAAAUAUCCACUAUUUAAAUAUAUUAUAAUUCCGAAAUACAUUUCACGCGAUCAAUUCGCUUUUUUCGACUAAUUUGAUAGUUGCAUAACUAUAAUAAUUUGAUAUUGAUUGACAACGAACGAUAUAUAUAUUUUUUACAAGCACGAUCUGUAAUAACGACAUAUGCAACAGUGAUAAUAUUUUAUAACGAUUACUAUUACAUAUGUGAUAUCGAAAUAUCGACUCGAAUUUUAGCUAGCUUUUAUUAUCAAGGUACUAAGUAAACGUUUGAUUUACUGUGAUAACAUGAUAGAUAAUAUCAAAUAGUAGAAGAACAAGAGGGUCGUACGAGAAUUUUUACAAGAAUUUAAUUCACCAACCGUGAAAGCAAUUUUCCAUUUAAAAACACGCGUGUCACUUUUGUAUCCUUGCACGAUAAAUGCAAGAUCGCAUGUUAUGUGACAAAUAACACAUUGUGUACCGGAGUUAUAUAUUUUUCAAAUAAUGCGUAUUUCCAGGAAUUUUUAACAAAAAUUCUACGCACUUGUUUAUUUAAAAAUUAAUUUCUUUAUUUCAUUUUUCACAUAUUUUAAUGGGAUUUAUGUAAAUAUAAAUAUCGUGUGUAAUUAUUUAAUGCUUCUUUCAAAUAUGGUCAAAUAUAUAAAGUAAAGUAAAUGCUUUGAUGAGACAGGACAUCGCAUGGCUUGUAGAUAUAUAAUUGAUGGAAGCGAUAUAGCGAGGUUAUCAAACAGGUCAGAUGUUAAAGUUUACAUGUUUCAGAAGCAAAAGCAGCAGAACAUAUGAGAAGAUAUGCCACAGCUCAUAAUUACUUCUCUCUAUGCAAAAUAUAUUUUAAAGUAUACCGUGUGUCAUAUAAUUUGAAAGGGAAAUUAUAAUUGACUAAAAAGAUAAGUCAUUCGUUAUCUUGCAAAAACUUUGAAUGGAUAAUUCUCCAAUAAGUUUACGAAUUUUACAAAAGAUAACGCGAAACGUAUUUUAACGUUAAAACGAACAUAGCUGUCAAUAGUCUAGAAAAUUUGAUUAUAUAAUUCGUCUCUCAUUUACACAAUGUGUUAAUUUAUAACCAGAAACCGCGUGAAAAUUUCGAUCAUAGUCAAACUACUUUCUAUCUUUUCCACCUUAGUUAAUAAAGUUUGAUUAUACUCAUUCGAGUCUAUUCGUAAUAUUUAAGUGGAAUAGAGAAAGAAAGAUACAGCUUUACUUUUAUAUUCUAUUGUAUGUAUUAUGUAAAACUUUUUGAAAUUUCAUUAACUCUGCGGCGAGACACAACAGUCACGUUUAUAUUGAUAAAAUUUGAAACUUGAAAAAUGUACGUAUUGCGAAACAUUUACAUUAAACAUAUAUUUGGUAAAAUAAUUAGCAUGCAACAUGGAUAAAUAAUAAGCGUAUGAUAAAUAUUCAAAAGAAUUCCACCGAAUAUCGAGGCUUAUUAAUAUAACGAAUAAUUAACCAUUUAAAUAUUUUUAUCAUCUCUCGUACCAAAUGUGUAUCUUGUAAUUUCUAUUUACAUUUCCAGAUUUGUUUCAAACUUGACCGACAUAAUCAUAAUGAUCGAAUCUCUUUAUAACGCUAAUGAAAUUUUAAAAUAUUACGUAUAACACACACAAUAUAUUUCUAACAGGUUUCUAUAAAUGUUGGAAUACUUUCACGAGCCACUGUGGACGAAACUCGAUCACAGUUGUGUUUCUAUCGAGUGAAUCGAUAGCGAAAACUAGUCCUUUGACCGGGAGAAAAUCAAAGGGCGGAAGUCGCCUCGCACUCUUCCAAUUUGCCAAAUCACAAAGUUAAAAUCGUCAACGGUGCUCUAGUCGAGGUUUCGCAGCCCGUCCAAAUUACGAGAGCGAUUUUUUCGCCGGUCUCUCCACUCGACCUAGAAAACAAAAACCCACAAAGAUUCUUCCGAUAACUCUUCUGUGACGGCGCGGUAAAAUCUUCAUAUCCCGCGGAAAAAAAACAUUCCCGCGGGAUCGUGUGUCCGGCAAAAGAGGAACGAGAAAAACAGAUGUCACGGAGAAGAGGAUGAGCCACGCGUUGUCACGUUUUUCACAGACGUGAAAACUUCCGGUUUUACACCGUUACACUUGAAAUUUCAUGUAUUCUUUCGGUGCAGUGUAGUAAUUCUACGGGAAUCGUCAAUUUACACUUUCGAAAGUCUACUUUUUCUGUUUUCCAUGGCCUUGUAGGGAAAAUAUUGGUAAUAAUUAAACUGAGGAUAUGUUUCUACAUUUACGAGAAAUUUGACGUUACUGUAUAAAAAUAUCGACGACUGAAGCAUAAAUAAAUGAAAUUUUAACGAAAGGAAUAAUAUAGUGCGAGAAGAAAAUCGUCAAAAAUGUCGUUGUCCUAAAUCCAACAAAUUUUCAUGUCUAUUUUUAGUUCAAGAUUGUAUGGGAAGAAUAUGAUAAGUCAAGUUUCGUUAAUCUUCUGACUUUUAUGUCAUUCGAUGGUUAAUAAGAAGAAUGUUAAUACGAGGCUUACGAUAAAAAAUAGAGAAAGGGGAGUUUAGAGAAAAUACAAGACAUUUCUCUCUAAAAUAGGAAGCUUUCGAUUUUCGUAAGUUCACAACAUUUUCGCUUCUGUUCUAUGAAAAUGAAACGUCCACGGGUUUUUAUUCUCAAAAUACGAUUGUUCGAAAAAUAGAACGGUAACUGUUCAGAUUAGUAUCGUAAAAUCACAAUUUGCUAAAACCAUUAGAUUUAGGAAAAACGUAUAGUUGAAGUAAAUUUAAUUUUUAUAGUCUUUACGAACAAAAUAUGACGUUGAAAUAAUUUAUUUAUUUUAAUAAUAUCAGCGAGUUUGAUGUAAUAAUUAUUUCUGAUCUUGAAAUUUUAACUUUUACGUUGAUACGGUUUGUUUCUGGAUAUUUUCAUAGUAAUAAUAUCAUUUUGCGAUAUUCAUACCUAUCAACGAUGCCUCUGAUUCGGAACAAUCCGAUUCGAUCGAAUACGUGCGAUGCACCGAUUUGUAACAAAGAAAAUAAUGGUAGCUGCAUUCUGUUCUUGAAAAAAUGAUCACGAAGUAUUGACACCGCGUCGAGCCAAAAAUUUCCACGAAUAGGAGAAAAAAACAGACACUCGACACGCCCCGUUGUGAAAUGCCAUCAAUCUUUCCGUUGACAGUGUUAUAUCCAACCGAAUGUCUCGUAGUUCGAGUUUCCCAUGCCAAAAGAGGCUUAUGAAUAUCCAUCGUCUAGGUGAAAUUUAGGUUACCUAAUUCCAUUUGAUCUCAUUUUUCCUUCGAUCAUACGUUAUAUAAUAUCAUUAGAAUUAUUUUAAAAUAGACCUGUAUGGAUAAAGUUUUCUCAAGGGAAUUUUCAGACUUUCCACAAUUCUCUUCAACGAAUCGUCAUUAUCCUUGUAUCUUUCGUACAAAAGGGGAUCCUUUUUCUUGGUCUUUCAGUUGUUACCGUCCUCUACUGUAACGAAAUAUGGAUUCCAACGUUUACGAUUUACUCUACCGCUGUUCUCGAAUUUUUAUAUUUUAAUCUUCGUCUUAUUACAGUCUUAUCUAUAAACACUUUUAAUGUUUCAAUUGUAAUAUAGUAAAUAACAAUUGGUUCGUAUUUUGUUGAAACUCGAGAUACUACUUAAUGUUAGAAAAACACGAUUAAGCCGAGCUUUUCCUUUCACUACGACGAACUAAAACUCCAAAGUUAGUGCGUAACACCCACCAUUCUAAAUAAUUUAAACUUCCUUCGUUUAAACUUUCUGUCGCUCCACCUCUAGCGUCGAAUUCUAUACGUCGUCACGAGUAAGCCGCUCUUUCUUCCUAUUUACCUCACGAUCCUCAGCGGCCUCUGCCGAACUCCAAUCGCAGAAAGAAAACCAUAGACCACCUAUCUUUAUUCUCUGCUAAUUUCCCACUACACUAUCAACACACGUUGUUACCGUGACAAAUACCGCGGGUCUCACGAUCCUUUACCAUCUGCCUUCUGCUGAGACGAAAGUUGCUUCGAUAUAAAAAAAUAACGCAGUAAUGCGACUUUUACCAAACUUUGAUCGCAACAAGAAGACGAAGAACCACGUAUUUCUAUUUUACAACUACGACUUCCAAAUUUACUUUCUAACAUUCUCCAACGCCUUCGCUUUCCACCAAAGCACGACCACCGAUGAUUACGCGAAAAUUCCACGAUCCUCGCGACCUUCCUUUCGCCGAACAACCUUGACGUUAAGAAAUAACAAUGCGAUAAUGCGACUCCCAGCAAACUUCGAUUCCAAAAGGAAGACGAAAAGCCAGCUAUCUUUACUCUCCGCCAAUUUCCAAAUUUACUCUAUACCCCACCCUGUAUCGAGCCACCACCACGAGAAACCUUAAAAGUCCACGAACCUCGCGAUCUUCCUUUCGCCGAAGCAGGGUUGGUCGAGCGAGGUCGCAUCGAUAUCGCGAAAUAAUGCAUCGGAUCCUCGUUUUAAGUUCGCCCCGAACUUACGACUGGGAUUCCAGGAAUCAAUUAAUCGUGACGCGGUGCGCGUUCAUGUGCAACUCUGCGUCAGUGUGCAUAAAGAGAGAAAGAGGAAGAGAGAGAGAGACAGAGAGAAUAAGGUAAUAGAGAACAAAGAGGGGAAGAGGAGGGCAGACCAAGCGGAGUACGAAACGCAGGCCAAGUGGAAAGAGGGAAAGAGCGCGAUAGACCGAGCGUGUGACUCCGCAUCACGUUAGUUCGCGUGAUAGCCAACCGUCUUUCAAUCGAAGUCGGUAAAACGUACCUCCGAAAUGUGCACGGCAUAAUAUAUUCAACGCGAUUGUGUGUCCCGGCACAAAGGGAUCGCGAGCAAAACGGAAUGGAGCAAACCUGGGUUUUCCAGGGGCGCACGAGCGCGCGUAUGGCCUCGGCACGGUUCCCGAGCCCAAUGGGGUGGGGCGAAGCUGGUUUUUCCGUCAUACGUCCACUAACGAAUAUAUCCGCGUGAUAUUUUUUUAUAGUUUACCUACGAGUGAUAUUUAUAUUUACGGAUAUAUUUACGUCAAGCGAUCCGUCUAUUUCAUGGCCUAUAUGAGAACAAUGUGCGAGGGAGGAAAUCGGUGUUGAUGAAGGAACACGGGAACCGCGAGUCGAAAGCCUUCGCGCGAUUCUUAGGUAUCUUGUCUAAGUACGUUGUUACGAGGUCGAAAUUUCGAAUAUCUCGUAUUUGAUUUUGUUUUGUGGUAGGUAUUUCUGUAUAGAAAUACCGUUUGUAGAUAUUUCGAUACGGUAACAAUAUUUGAGUACGGUCAGGGUAUACAGAGUGAAUCAACGAUUAAAAGUUACUCAUUUUCGUUUUUGGAACAAGCUCUAUUGAUUUAAUUUUUUAUUCAAAUACAUAAAUAUUUACACUCUCUUCGCUGUAUUUACAACUCUAUUUUGUUUCAUUAUUGAUAUUUAACACGAGGUUGAGGUAAUAUUGAUACACCCAUUCGACUUUGACCGAAGUAUGCGAGUUAGCAGCGUUGAAUUAACGAUCAACACCUAUUUAUUUAUAGGUUUUAUAAAAUUAAUUGUACUAAUCGAAUUUUUUAUGUCAUUAUUCGAUGGCGUCUUAGAGACUGUAUUCAUAUAGAGUCUCCAUUCGCUAUAUUUAUGUUUGUUUCAGCAUUGAAAUUUAGCAAGAGGUUCAAAUAAUAUUGACGCACCUAUUCGAAUUUGAGCGAAAUGUUCUCUCUGUUUUAGGGGAACCUUUGCCGCGUAUAAAAUUGUUUUCGCGGUUGAAUUUUUCCAUGACUUGGAUAAUAUUACGAAUUUAAGUAUUUAUUUAUUCAGCAAGGCUUAAUACCGUUCACUGUCGUACAUUACCGUAUUCUGGCGAGCUGCAAAGCGAGCGAACACGUUAAUGUUUGUUUCGCAUUAAGUAGCGGUGUCGAUAAUUAACAUGUUCGCUGCGAUGCACACCAUUGAUGAUGCAUUAUUGGCUUUUCGUGUACACACAGCCUGCUGUCAGUACGCCAUACUAUGCGACGUUGCAUGCGCACAUAGUUCUUACUUCUUACGAUCGGGAUUUUCUUCCAAUAAAUUAUUAUUUAUUAUUAAAAACUUUUAGAGCAUAACUUUAGAGAAACUUGAAACUGAAUAGAUAUAUGUAUAUAACUGUACGUUUGAUUUCGAUCUUUAACAAGACAUCGUCACUGUACAGUAAAUUUAUGAUACGAUUAGAAUAUAGAAAUACGCAUUAAAGAAUUAAGUGUAAGAAGAUAAAUCCUCCAACUUAUAGAACAAAAUUUUUAUUUCUUGUUUUAAACAACUCGUCGAACUUUAAAUGUCAUGGAUAAACCUUCGGACUUCUAAGAAAGAAUUUUUACUUCUUGUUAAACAACUUAUGCUACAGUUUAUAAUAAGCGACUAUCUUUGUUAUUUUCAAUCGUGGAGAUACACACGUUACCGAAGCGUAUAAAGUCGGGCACCUCGUCUGGACCUCGAAACAACGUUAACAGAAUGCAAGCUUCGAUCACGCGUAUUAAUUCGGAUGCGGAAGAAUUCGAAAUUCCAGGCAAUUCGCGGCGGACCGAUGGAUGAUCACGUUCGAACUUAAUCGCAUUCGAACUGAAACAGCCCGAUUUACCCGAACGAAGAGUAACGUUAAUUCCGUACAUUAUCCUAGAACAAAGCAGCACCCAUGGCCAGGCGUUAUGGAAUGGAUUGGGCAUUUUAAACCACGUUUAAAAAUUAUAGCUACCUAUACAACACCAAGUAAUAUAUAUAUAUAUAUAAAUAUAUAUAUAUACAAAUUCUAAUAUAUAUAUAAAUAUAUAUAUGACGAUGAUAAUAUUAUAUAUAUAUAUAUGAAAAUAUAUUUAAUGAAUGUUCCUAUAUUUAUACUAUAAGUACAUACUAAGUGUAUUAUAUUGAUAUUCGAUGGCGAUUUCAGGUUUUUACCAAGCAACAACAAAAUAAAAAAAUUAAAUGUCUGUUUAGAUAGUAGCCGUACUAUCGGGUUAAUUUAAACGAAUCGGAAGAGAGUGAGAAAAAUAACGAAAAAAAAAAAAAGGGAGAUAGGUAGAGAGAAAGGGAAAGGCUAAAGAAGCGAACGUGACGAAGAAUGAUAUCGAUGCAAACGAUAGAGAAGGGUUAGACGAAGAAACGAUAUAAAAUACGCGACGAGUCUCGAUGAUUCGAGAUUUCGAAUCGAUCGUCGUGUAAUUUUGAGAUUAGACGAAGGUUAGAGGAAGAAUGCUUGAAAGCGGGUUUGUGUGUGUUGGUGACGAGGCGAGGGUCUUCCUAUACUGACUGAACGAUCAGAUGUGAUAUACGCAUAAGGAUUAAUUAAUAAUUAUUUACUCCAAUCGUAUAUAUAUAUGUAAUUAAUAUUAUUAAUAUGGUUAUGAUAUACAAACAUUAUAUCUAUAUAUUGUGUAUAGGUAGAUAGGAACAUAUACAAUGUUUUUAACUGGUUUAUCUAUGUUCCGAGGAUAUAUGCUAAGUGUAUUUAGGUAGGAUGUUGUAAGAAGGUCUCUCGGCGUUAAUGUUUAAUCGAUAGAGACCACGCAAGUGAUUAAAACCGCGACGAACCGGUCCUCGCGACGAAAAUACCACUGUUCCUCUGAAUUAUUUAAUUAUAUAUCGGUUUCUUAUUCAGGUCUCGCUACCAGGAAGACGACGGUUCUUUUAAACGUUGCUCGGAAAUAACUGAGAAAUCCAUUUAAUGAAAAUUUAACAAUUCCAGAGAUUUUAGAAUUCUACGAAGUAGAACGGAAAGCAGGAAAAUAGUCGAUCGGAAAUAUUAAUUUCACAUGUAAUUUUUAUGUAAGGUUUUCAAAGAGACGUCAUCCGUUUCACAUUUCCAGAUCUUCCGAAAUUUAUCGAAUCUUUUUUCUCCUUUAAUAACGAAUCAUGUUCCAUUCAUAAAACCAAUUCGACAAGCAGAAUGCGUUUCGAGUUUGUUCGUACGAAAAUAGUAAAAAAAAAUCGUAAGAAGGGAAGCUAUAAAAUUCUUCCGACUGCGUCCUGUUACAUCGAAACACAUUGAUAUUUUCGUCAAUUUUUCAUUCAAAAUUUUGUGUUAAAAAAUUACUCAAACUCGAGUAACAAAUUACUAAUAUUAAUUUACGAAUCCAUUCUCAGUUAUCGAUUACAUGCAGAGAAAAUGCAGCACGUAAUUCAAUUUAUAAAAACGCUCUAAAAUAAAAUUUCAAAAGCCAUCCUUCAAAGUAUCAUCGUCUUUCUACGAAAGUCAAAGUCGUGAAAAUCUUUUGACCCGAAGGCUAGCGUUUCGAUCGGGUUUGCGAAAAUCGCAUCGUUCGUGACGAGGACCAGUUUCUCGCGGAAGCACAGCGAACCGUGCAGGUUCAUAGGGAAAAGAAAGAAGCAGAAACAAUUGGGGAGUGUUUCGAGUUUAUGCGUUCCGUGCAAUAACAGUUUGCUCAAUCCUCGGUGUCCGUCGGUCCGUCCGUACGGAACGACUACUCGUAGGUUUAAAACGAAGCAUACAUACACGACACAGAUACAACGACAGAUCGCACACACGAGUAUCACACAUACGCGCGCACACAUACACACAAAACGAAAACACACACGCACUCUCUCUCCCGGUACAAACAUCCACACACAUACAUACACACACGCGCGUGCGCGCGUGUAAUUCGUGUAUAGAGAACAGCAGAAGUAGUAGCUAGCUCGACUCGUUAACGUAGCCAGACAAUUUUCGAACGUAAUAGCCGGAAACGGAAACUUUAAUCUCCUAUUUCAAACCUUCCUUCGAGUCUCUCGAUGUCUUUUCGGUGUCUAUUCUAAAGAGAUUUAAGCGAAAAAAAAAAUAAUUAAAUAGUACAUAUAAAAAUAUAUAAAUAUAAUAGAUAUAAAUAUAAAUAUGACAAGGAUAAAAAAAAACCCUGCGAACUAUUUCAGCGUUUAGCUUCGUCUGUGUAAUAGUACGUACGAUGUCUCGAAGAAUAAAGUGAGAUUCAAGAAACGCUAAAAAAAAAGUAAAAAAAAAAAAGAGAGAGAGAGAAUGGAGUAACGUAUAAAAAAGAUACCUUGGAACCCGUUCGCACGGCGUGGUUGCAAAACGUAACACAUCCACGUUCCGACGAGGCGUGCGCGCGCGUGCGUCUGCACCAAAGGCGUAAUAAUCCUCGACUCUUCCGCCAAAGAUAUAUACGAAAUUUGUCGAGGCCGUCGAAAAGCUUCGUAAAUCGAAACGUAGAUGUAAACGUCGCAGACGUUCCUGAUCUUGUGACAACGACGGAAGCGGAAGUGGAAGCGGAAACGGUGCGGCGCGCGUGCACGCCACGGUUCCCACGCUAUUUCGGCAAAAUUAAUCGUAGAUGUAUCACUAAACCUUUUUCCUAAUCUUCUCUCGACUUCUCGUUACCCUAGCAAUAACGAACGAUUACGGCUAUCGCUGUUUCGUCCUCGAAAAGCGAACGUUCUUCCCGCUGCUGGAACUGUUUGUAAAUCCAUGGCACGAAUGUCCGCCGCUUCGUCGUGUAAUUUUGCUGAAAUAGAGAUCGUCCCACUACUAAUCCUGCCGCCAAGUAGAAAGGAGAAAAGAGAAACAGAGGUGCGUGGAAGCGUAAAGAGUACGAGGAUCCAUGAGAGAACGAGAAAUUGAAAAGAGAUGAAACUCGAUAAGGGGGACGAAAGAAGAAUCGUUUCGCCGUUCUCGGUGAGGUUCGUUCGAGUAGCCCCGCCGAAAUUUACACUCGUCUCUGCCCCUUAAAUCCGAGGCAACCCUCUACCGACCCGUCGAUAAAACCCACCCCCGCCUUCACCCUUCUGUGUCGAAGCUUUAACGAAAGUCGAUUUUGCAAUCACACUUAGCCGGUUCGCGAGGAUGUUUGAGUAAUACGACGCGAUCGAGAAAGAAAAAAUUAAAAAAGAAAAACGAAAGAAUGGAAGAAGACGAAGAUGGGAUGAAUACACACACAACACAUACACACAUUUCGUGGCCGUACUGUCGUAAUUGUUUGUCGUACCUACUGUUAGAUAUUAAUGAUUGUAACUUGUAAUAAUUAGCGUAAUUUGACGAAUUGAGGGGGGCGGCACGUGCGCCACGGGUGAAUACCAGGAGGAAUUAGAAAUUGGAAACGCGCGACGUGGCGCACGUGGCCAUACCGCCCCUCCACGUGGAUGUUAGAAAUAUUUUUCAACUUGUACUAAAUGUGAUAAACCGAUGAAUUGACAAUGAGCAAUCUAACUGUAAUAUAUAUAUAAACAUUAUAUUAUAUAUAUAUUAUAUAUAUAUUAUAAAUACGUGUCUGUCGUACAAGCCGUGAAUAGGUUUUACCGUAAAUAGUUACGUGUUAGCUUAAUUGAUUGAUUGUACACAUGUCGAGCGAACGAACGACGUUUCUUUCUCUACGUAACGUACAAGCGAGAGGCUUAUAAGUAAAAAAAAAAAGAAAAAAAAAGACAAGAAGAAAACUUGGAAAAAAAGAGAAACAAAGGGGAGAAGAGAGAAACGCGUGGGAAGAAAAUAAAAAGAGGCGAUAAGAGAGGAAACAGUGGUGAUGAUAUCGCAGGCCGUCUCGAAAUCUGUCCACGAAUUUUUCCAAUGACGCUGGGCGCUGUCUUCGAGAUACGUGCCACGCUCGCUUCUUGGUUAAUCGAUUAAUUAAUUAAUUAGGGAACUGGCCGGAACGGGCUGAACGAACUGCAGCCAUGUCUUUUCUUCUAUUUUAAUUUAACCGUGACUCGAUUACAAGUUUCUAAUGAAAUUAUUUGUUACUUAAAUUUAUAUCAUGCACGCGCAUAGUUGACUAAAUUGCCUUUAUACGCGCAAGUUACAUACAUAGGAAAAUCGAUGCGCGAUAAACUCGAGAUUAAGUCAUGCUUUAAAAAAUUUUGUUCAAUUUUGUAAAUAUUAUUCGAUUUUUGCCUAGAUUAGAUCUAAUUUGAAACUUUGAGACGAGUUAACUUAUCGAUUUGAAUUAGUUUUCUAAAUUCAAGCUGAUAAAACGUACUAAACGAGACAUGUAAAAUCGCCAGAGAACAAUGAUAAUCGUAAUAUCAAUUCUGUUUCUAGUAACACACACUUCUGAUCUCUUGCAGAAAAAUUAUUUUUCAUUUAUCAAUAGCAAGCCAGAAAUAAUAUUGGAAAAUAUUUCUGAGUAAAAUAACGUUCGCUAAAAGUACAUGCCUAUCGUGUUUUUUCUAUCUUUUAAAAACCUUGCUUGGAUUAAACAAAAAUUAAAAAUAUACAUUUAAUAUGCAUAUUAUAAUUUAUUAUAAUCCUGUCUAAAAUUUUAGCGCUAAUAUACAUAUUAUGUCAGCAUCCCUCAAGAGUUAAAAAAUUUCUAUAACAGCAUCUACAUAUUCAAGCUUGCUCGCAAUACGCGACUCUUUAUCAACGAAUUUAUGUUUUCUUCUUAUCCAACUUGUUAACAAAAAUGUUGAGUAACUAUUAAAAACAAAAUGAAAGAAUAUCACGCGUGUUUUUCUUCGCGCCAUUUCUUGCUAGACGUCAAAACUGGCAACAGGAUGCCGUCAGCCCAUUCACGGUAACCGCGUUCGAUAUAUUACGUAUGUAUGUAUAAAUAGCCGUUGUGUGUGUGGUACAAAGCUGCGAGUCUCAUCUGAAUCCGAUCCCAUCGACCGCGAGAUCGUCGAUCAUCACGGAUCGGCGAUCGAUCGACCGACCAAGCUGACGGUACGACGACUACGAAGCGGCGUGUAAAAUUUAAUUCUAGCGUUACCAUGAACCGCCAGUCACGGCGCCCCACGUCAAUGGCACGCUUUAGAAGGAAGAAGAGAAAAAAAAACGGUGAAAAAAAUAACGGGGGAUAAAAAAUACUGUGUAAAGGGGGAGAAAAAAAAAAAGAACUAAUAAUACACUAUUACUGGUACAUUAUUAUAUACAUUGUAACCAAUUGUUGUCUACGAUAUAAUGUUAUUUUUCUAAUUCAUAUUCAAUUGUUAUCGUUGAGAGCGAGAGGGAGAGAGAGGGUGAGAGAAAGCGUGAGAGAGACAAACACGAGGGCACACACGAGAAUUUUUAGGGAAGAAGAAGCGAGAGAGAACCUAGCAGGUGGCCGCUGUAUGCGUAGAUCCCGCGCGUCUUUGCACCUUUACUCCUGAUGCUACUUCCGAUAUGGCCGCUAUUCCUUCCGAUCGUUCGUUUACUGCGCGAUUAUAAUUUCAUGUUUCGUUUCCUCUCUUUCUAGAUCGGUCUUCGUGAUUGGCAACAUCCUUAGAGUUCGUACAAUUCAUUUUUCAAUUACUUUUGUCGUGUGUUAUUUUUGCUUUGCAUAAUUUAUUUUGAAAGUACAUGGCUGUAAAGUAUAGGUACUUGUUAUUAUGGAAUAUUUUUUUAUAGAAGAAAGAUUAAAAUUAUUAAGAUUUUUUAUAUUUAUGUUUUUUAAUAUGAAGGCGUUUUAAAGGAAAUUUGAUUGGCAAAUAUUGGAAAUUUAUAAAUUAAUUUUAUCGAUUUAUUGUUCGUGUUUUAUAACUCUAAUCUGAUACAACUUGUGUAUAUAAACGCACAUAGUUUCCUAUUAUUGUUAUUUUAGCUUGAAAAUCGAUAAAAAGUACACCACAGAUGGCAACAUUUAUACACUCGAGUAGAACAUUGCCAGAAUAGACAGACACCAUAGCUUGACGGAAGUCUGACCAAUCGUAGUUUUCACUACUGGCAACCAAUCUCUCAAAACAACAUACAACAAGAGAAGAGUCUAAUUUUCUACAAAUUAUAUCUAUUCUCUUCCCAUUUAUUUAUUACCUUCACCGUAAUUAUAGUUCGAUCUUUCAUUCGGUAAACUAUCGUAUUCUACGAAAAGAAAAUACAAGCGGACAAAAAUAUGAAAGAAAAGGGCAAAGAAGAGAUUCUAUGAAAAAUGAUUUAUUUAUCGGGGCGAAUGUCGUGUAGCAGAAACGACGAUCGACGAAUCGAUGGCCGCUGAAGACUAAUCGAUAGAUCAGACCCUUCUCCUCUCCUUAACCCCUCUCCUAGCCCUGAGCUUUCGUAGAUGGAUGAUGCGAGGCGAAACAAAAGCGGUAGCGACGCGUAAUUAGCAAAAGAAUGCUAAUGUCGGGCGGCGCGCUGGUCUGUGAUAAAACAAAAAAAAACUAAAAAAAAAAAUAGAAAAAAUGUGAAAAAAAAGAAACAAAACGUCGCGGGCGUGUAUUGUAUUUUUUGUAAGGCUCGUUCGUGCCAGAUUUGUGAUAGCCAAGUCCGCGGCAUCCUCGAUUAAAUGGACGAUGACGAUGGGCCGGCGUGCCACCGGCGCGAGGGAAACAAAAUGUCGAUUAGACAGAGCGUUGGACGAAAGAUGGACGGGGGAUCGCUUGAGUUCUUUUAAAUCGUGACGAUUUUCUUCCGUGAAAAAAAGAUAGAAAAAUCCCUGUACUUUGUGAUCCGACGAUUUUAUUUUGCUCCUUAAUGAAGUUAUUUUAAGUAAUUUUGAAUUGUCGCAGUUAAAGAAUCGUAUCAAAGUAACGUGCAAUUAGUAUCGUGAAAAGUAUGGAGUUGGAGCUUCGCGUUGCUAACAACACUAAGAUGUUUUCUUCCCUUCGUACAAUUUUGGGAUUUUUUAAGACUCGAAGUUUCGUUAGCAAUCUGUAAAAUUAAUAGUUUCAUUAGUUUAAGAAACGUAAUUGGUCUUUUUCCUUUGCAAUAUCCUACAUAAAAUUAGGAUUUGUUAUACAAUAAUUAAUAAAAUCGUACACUACUUCCCUUAACAAAUUAUUAAUUCGAUUAUUAGUACACAAAUAGUAUAUAAAUUUGAAGAAUCUUAAUUACCGAAAUCCACGAAACGAAAGAAACAUCAAACGUAUGUUUAAAAUGUGUCGGACUCCAUACUUUUUACUACUGAAAUCUACCUUUAUUUCCUCGCAUUCUGAUUCUUCGUAUCCAAAUGUUGGAAGAGCAAUACUUUUCAACGAAUUGAACAUCCGAGCAAAGUAAAUUCGAAGAAUCGCUAAUAAGGAAACGAAUAUCUCUUAAAAACGAUAAAAGGAAACGAGAUAAGAAGAAAGAAGAGAAUCGUCACGGAGGAAACAAGUCGACACUAUACUUAUUUAUCCAGUCGGUGAGACUGGUAUGCGAGGAAGCCUAAGUUUACUAAUUGUAAGCAGCAUGCCGCGUUUCGCGUUACUUUAAAAAAAAAAGCCGCGAGAAACGAUAUUGAAUUUGAGAUUUGGUGCGUGUACGUGUGUGUGCGUGCGUGUGUGUACGUGUGUGCGUGAACGCGUGUAUUGUUGUUGAAUCCUGGUAUCCACGAUGCCAAAGAUGUAAGUCAUGUAAUAAAGUUGUGGCUAAGGUACUAUGGUAACGUCAAUGAUAACGAUAAACAACGGUGAUAAUCGUUAUUGCUAUCUUGUAACGUUUAAUGUAUAUCAGUGUCGUGCAAAAAAAAAAAAAAAAUUGAGCGGCUGAGCUCCUCGGUGUUGUGGGUAUACAUACUCGUUCCUAGCAACUCGUAUGACAAUUACUACUCGAUACACUACUCAUAACAUUGCAUUGAUCUACUUUACUCUACGUACUUCAAAGAUAAAUAAAUACAUUCUGUCCAAUCUCAACAA